Messenger RNA from Lethenteron reissneri (Far Eastern brook lamprey), 3226 nucleotides. Its product is annotated as endophilin-A2-like. Gene Ontology annotation, molecular function: protein binding. Gene Ontology annotation, cellular component: presynapse; cytoplasm; glutamatergic synapse. Lineage: Eukaryota; Metazoa; Chordata; Hyperoartia; Petromyzontiformes; Petromyzontidae. Gene Ontology annotation, biological process: synaptic vesicle uncoating. The record is from RefSeq and is a predicted model, not a curated record.
GCGUUAGAAUUGCUACAGUCGAUGCGCAUAGGCGUCCACACGUCCACACCGAGCUCGCUCUUCGCCUUUGCGCGGCAAUCCCACUCGCGUCGUCGUUGUGUCAUCGCUACUACAGACACACACACACAAAUAAAACAUGUCUGUGGCAGGCUUCAAGAAGCAGUUCUACAAAGCGAGCCAGUUUGUCAGUGAAAAGGUGGGAGGAGCGGAAGGCACCAAGUUGGACGAUGACUUUACAGAGAUGGAAAAGAAAUAUGACACUACCAACAAAGCAGUUAUGGAUAUUAUCACUAAAACACAAGAAUACCUGCAACCAAACCCAGCAUCAAGAGCAAAGUUGGGGAUGUUGAACACCAUGUCAAAGAUCCGUGGGCAGGUUAAGUCUACAGGCUACCCCCAGCCUGAGGGCUUAUUGGGAGAAGCCAUGGCCAAGUAUGGCAAAGACAUGGGCACAGAAUCUUGCUUUGGAUUGGCCUUGGCUGAUGUUGGAGAAUCGAUGAAACAGAUGGCAGAAAUAAAAGAUUCCCUGGAUAUUGAUGUCAAACAAAACUUCCUCGAUCCAAUGCAAGCGCUUCAAGAUAAAGAGCUCAAAGAGAUUGGGCAUCACCUGAAGAAGCUGGAAGGACGUCGCCUGGACUUCGAUUACAAGAAGAAGCGCCUGGGAAAGAUCCCAGAUGAGGAGAUUCGGCAGGCAGAGGAGAAGUUUGAGGAGUCGCGGGAGGUAGCGGCCAGCAGCAUGCACAACUUGGUGGAGAGUGAGAUUGAGCAAGUAUCUCAACUAGCAGCCCUGGUCGAUGCACAGCUUGAAUAUCAUCAAAGAUCUGCUGCUGUGCUGCAGGACUUGCAAGCGGCUCUCCAUGAGAGGAAAAAUGAGGCAUCAAAGAUGCCAAAGAAAGAAUUUAAAGCAAAACCGAUGUCGACGUUUCACGAGAACAGCUGGGGCAACGGCGGAGGGGAGAACAUUUUUCCGGCAGCGUCUGCGUCUGCGUCUUCGUCUUCUAGGUCUCCAGCUCCACUUGCUUCAAAAGCUCCUGGAAUGCCGAGCCGGUCAUUUAGUAAAAAGGCUCAGACUCCAAGCGCAAAAGCUCUUUACGACUUUGAUCCGGAGAAUGAGGGCGAACUGGGCUUCCAGGAGGGAGACAUCAUCACACUCACCAAGCAGAUCGAUGACAAUUGGUACGAGGGGACCGUGCGUGGCCAUUCGGGAUUCUUCCCAGUCAACUACGUGGACGUGAUCGUACCACUUCAACACUAAAAAAAAAAUCGACAAGUCCCCCUUCGCCGCCUCGUUAUCGUUAAGCUUCCCUCAAAUGUAUUAUUGUUGUUGUGGUCCCCUUUAUCUCCGGUGUAUUGACCUACAUGCAAUAUGGCUAGCACAUUAUAAUGUGACAUUGGCCGCAAUGAAUCGUUUGUGAUCCGCACACGAUGACAUUUGCAACAUUUAAGAUAGGUUUGCAAGAAUAUAUGCUGUGCUUCCAUUUUGAAAUGUGUUGGAUAGUAUGUUUAUUGCUCUGCAAUUUUGUCUUUUGGACAAAUUGCAUAACCCUUUAAGAAGUAAAAUUAGAUAUCUUUUUAUGCUCAGCACGUCUCAAGCUUAAAACAACAAUAAUUACUCCAUACUGUAAUGUCACACAUAGCAUAUUAUUACGGUUCAGAGGAUAUAUGUGCAGCAUGCUAAUUGCUUAAACGCUAUUCAUAUGUUGCUGUGCAAAGGAUAAUUAAAACACUAUGUAAAAUUUACAAAUUACAAAGUAUUCAUUGAUUCACUGUAAAAUGCCAAUGCAGAUUUACUGCACCGCUCUGUGAACCAACUUUCACACGGCUCCAUGUGAUAAAAAGUUGGUAAUGUCUAGCAACGCUAAUCUGCAUAUCAACAUAAAGUAGGUAUGUUAAUGUCCAUUUCGGAACAACGAAAACAUUCCACUUUUAAAAAAAAACAUGUAUUUCUCAUUAUACUUAAACUUUUUUUUUAGUUUGAAUAUGAGUGUUGUGCAUGCAGAGGUCUUUAUGUCCCAGAUUAAAAUGCUUGCUUCUGGAUAUCCAGACUCUGAAAGGGACGUAUGUGUAAUGCAGGAAAGAUUACAAAAAAUACAUCUUCAUAUUACAGUAUUUGCUUUUGUGUCUGUAGUGAAAAAUAUAAAUAUCGUUGUUUUUGUUUAACUUUCAAAUAUGUUACGUGUAUACACGUUGAUCAUUAUUACGUUUUUUGUUUUGUAAAGUAUUUCCCUGGAUGAGGUCUUUCAAUUCUUAUGGGAAAUAGUGAGUGCUAUUUUGAUCGUGGUGUUUCUCUCUUCAUUGUACACAUUGACAUACAAAUGCACAUUGGAGCACUCCAGGAACAAAAUAUUACACUUGGUUUGGAAUAUUAUGCGAAAUAGAUGUAAAAUUGUGACACAUGGUUAAUGCGCGAUCAAUGGUUGUAGUAGAAGUAAGAAUACAUUGUGGCACGAAACAGUUGUACCCCUUUUUCAUUGCUUUUUUCAAGCCGCAUUUUAUACGAUCGUUUUUUCUUUAUUAAUCUACCCAGUGAUGUACAUACAGUCUCAUUAUUUUUUAAACAUCCUUACGUGGUGUUUAUUAUUUAUUAUUGCAGCAUUAUAUAUCUGUCAAUUGUGGAUAUUACCAUUCAACAAAAAACUGGAACAUAGUGUCAAAAGAUAAAAAUUGCCAUGAAUAUACAUAUCAGGUUUUUUUUUCUUUCACUGAAAUUGAUGCUUCUUUAUGUCUGGACUAAAAAGAUAGCGUAUAAUACAUUGUGAAAAAUGCAUCUUUUGUUCGGUAAUGCAUUCGCUGUUGAACCUAGUUUUAUAUCCAUAAAAGAUUAACACCAUUCAUUACUCAGCUUUUAGAUUUUUCAAACUAGGCAUGGACCAUUCCUGAAAAUGUAAAGGUUUUCAUUCUUAAAAUGCAUGCUAUGGGUUACAACAUUUGUUUUCAUGCAUUGUUGAUGAAAUUUACUUGAAAUACAUUCUUACUGCUACUGCCCACCAAAGUUAAAUACAUGUUCAAAAAACACUUGCUUUUCCUGUACAACAACUUUUACAUGAUGCGCUGAAUGUAUGUUCAAUGUGUUCAUUUGAAUGAUUUUGGCUCUCAAACCUCAGUAUCUUGUAUUCACUUCUUAGUAUUAACAUUCUUUGUUAAUACAAAAUAAAGAAGCCUCUGUGAUUUGUCAUCCUAUACCUGAGUUGCUUGGCUGUUACAAUAAAGUCGAAGCUCAACCACA